This is a messenger RNA of Puccinia triticina, 2223 nucleotides long. RefSeq lists its product as uncharacterized. Lineage: Eukaryota; Fungi; Basidiomycota; Pucciniomycetes; Pucciniales; Pucciniaceae. Bases 1 to 2223 code for a protein of 740 amino acids. Gene Ontology annotation, biological process: protein demethylation; regulation of transcription by RNA polymerase II. Gene Ontology annotation, molecular function: transcription coregulator activity; histone demethylase activity. The record is from RefSeq and is a predicted model, not a curated record. The transcript has 6 exons.
AUGACCACCUCACUCCAAGCCAUGACCACCACAGCCUCUACCUCAACAACACCCUCCUCAGCCGACUCCCCAAAGAACAGGCAAACCGAACGAUGUCUCAAGUGUUUGCUCGACCAGCCAUCAAACCCGACCACUUGGAUCCACUGCUCACUAUGUUCCUCUGCCUGGCAUUGGUCUUGUGUGACCAUCAACCAACUCGAUCCGAUCGAUAUCAUCGAAAAGUGGUUUUGUGGAAGUUGUACAAAGAAGGAUCCUAAUCUCCAGCCGAUCUACAAGGAGCCACCCCGGAAGUCCAGCCGAGCGAAAGCGAAGAGGAUCAACUAUGCAGAUUUGUCCAACGACCCAUUAACGGACCCGGACCGGUUUGUCAAGCUAGCGAAUUCCAAGACGAACGUGAUCGAUGGAUUCGAUGUCCCGAGUACGGGACCACACAAACCAUUCCGGAAGAUGAAGCCGGCUGAGCUCAGUCUGGAGUGGCUGGUCAACGACCCCCAGGCGAUGACCGAGCCGAUUGUAAUAGAUGAUCGGGAUGGUCUUGUGGCGCAGGGGAUGCGGAUGCCGUCGUCGGAGCUGACGAUCACCCAGAUCGCCGAGCUCGUCGGCCCGGAGACGCCGGUGGAGGUGAUCGAUGUCGCCAGCCAGGCCGAGCUCUCCCGCUGGACGCUCGGCCAAUGGGCCCUCUACUAUGAUGACCCACGACGCGAACGCGUCAGGAACGUCAUCAGCCUCGAGGUCUCCGAUUCCCCCCUCGGCGGCGCCGUCGAGCUGCCCAAAAUCGUCAACGAUCUCGACUGGGUUAGCACCAUCUGGCCAAGCCAUCUACGCAAACUGGGUAGUGGUACAUACCCCAAAGUGCAAAAGUAUUGUUUGAUGAGCGUCGCUCGCUGUUGGACGGAUUGGCACAUAGAUUUUGCUGGUUCAUCAGUCUUUUACCACAUUCUGCGAGGAGCGAAGACCUUCUACUUUAUUAGGCCCACGGUAGCGAAUCUAGCUAAAUAUGAAAGAUGGUCAGGGAGUUCCAAGUUGCAAGAGUCAACCUGGCUGGGAGACCAGGUGAAUGUGGUGUACAAAGUUUCAUUGACGGCCGGCCAGACGAUGAUGAUCCCGACCGGCUGGAUCCAUGCCGUGCAUACCCCGGUUGAUUCCUUAGUCUUUGGAGGGAACUUCUUGCACAGUUUGAAUAUCCCCCUCCAGCUGAGGAUCCAUCAGAUCGAGAACAAUACCAAGGUGCCCAAGAAGUUCAGGUUCCCAUUCUUCCUACCGAUGCUCUGGUUCGCGGCCUCUCACUAUCUCCGAAAGCUCGAGAGCGGCGAUAAUAAUACCCAGAAGCCGUCCGAUGACGCCCCAGACUCCCAUUCGACCGUCAGGCCAGCCAACCUGGACUCCUUACCGACGAUACCCCCACGGAUCCUCGCGGGUCUUUCGACCCUGGCCGAAUUUCUGCCCUCCCAAACCGAAAUGUCGGGCGCCCAUCCCGCACUCUCUUCCUCCGAACUGCUCGUGGUUUUGGAAGGCCAUUUAGACACCACUCGGAUGCCCAAUCUGGGCCAGACGGCCGCCAACUUCCAGCACCUCUUGCGUCUCCACGCGUCCUCCACGGCCCUCUCUCCGACCAAAACCGAAGAUAAUCCCUCUCAAACAUCGGCGGACAGCUCGACGGUCUGCAAAGAGAACGACGGCGCGGGCGGGGCAAAGAAGCCGGCCAAGAGUCCGCUCCAAAUCACGCUGAAGCGGAAGAGCAGCAAUCCUCCGGCAGCCGAGACGGGCGAGGAGGGCGCAGGAACGCCGGCGUCGAAGCCGCUGACACUGAAGCUCAAGAGCAAGCCGAGCGUCUCGCCCGUCGGGGGCCGGACGAAAGAGCCGGCGAAGAAGCCGGCCAAGAAGGCCAAGAAAGCCAAGACCCAAGACGUUCCCGAUUCCACCACCUCCUCUACCGGUGGGACCGCGGAGGCCAGGAAGAAAGAGGCCGGCGAGAUCCUCAGGAUCGAUAAUCCGCCCCCCUCCACCCUCAUCCAUCGCGAGAAACGGCCCCGCCCACCAGGCCCCGCUCAUCCGUACCCUGACCCCGUCGAGCCGAUCGAUCUCGAAGAGGUCGAGGUCCGGACCACUCGCGCUGAGAACUCCGUCCUCAGACGGUCUAUUGACCCUGCCUCGGGCAUGGUUGUCUUCGAAACCAGAACGGUAAAAACUAUCAUCGAAAAAGCCUUCUUUCCGCCCGUCUAA